GCUGAAAAUCACUUGUAAUUGUAUCGAAUUUUGUGAGCUGAGAAGUACUAACUUGCAAUGGUAAGAUAAGGCACAUUUUUGUCACUAAUCCAAGCGCUCGGCAGACUGAACAACCUUUCGACCGACAUCCACGAUCACCAGAAUUAAUGAUGGCACAAAACUACUCCACCGAGAAUGCCAUGCGAGCCCCUAAAGGCUGGACGAACAACGUCUUUUCCCUCGAGAAAGUUAAAAACAUGCUUGCCAAUGGAACUGGGAAGCCUGAAGCCAGUAUUAAGGACAUUCUGGAAGAAAUACAAGGAGAUCAAUAUGUGUUUUCCUCUGAGGGAGAUUUUUACUUUUGGAACUGUGCGAGCGAAAGGGGAGCUGUUGUGCUUGAGCCAAAGGAGAAAGACAGGUUGUGGAAGCAGAUGGAAGCAGAUAUCAUGAAAAUACGUAUGAGACAGCUCUGACUUACUUGACAACUCUACACUGUAUGUCAUGUAUGCCUGUGUUAUAUGCUGCAACCGUGAGAACACUGUAGUGCUCUGGAGUUAAUCACCUU
Messenger RNA from Serpula lacrymans var. lacrymans S7.9, 544 nucleotides. RefSeq lists its product as uncharacterized. Lineage: Eukaryota; Fungi; Basidiomycota; Agaricomycetes; Boletales; Serpulaceae. The transcript is spliced from 3 exons. The record is from RefSeq and is a predicted model, not a curated record. The coding region runs from base 147 to 452 and encodes 101 amino acids.